CUCCGCUGCCGUAAGUCCCAAAAGAAAAAAUAUUAAAAGGGAAAGAAAGUAGAAAAUUCUAGCUCCAUUUUUUCUUCGGCCAAACAAACAUUUCUCUUUGUUUUCCUGUGUCUUGAGCUUUGCAAUUUGCGGCCUGAAAAUGGGAGUGCAAGAAACUGACCUGCUCGCUCAAUUGAGCUUACCACCGGGUUUUCGUUUCUACCCGACCGAUGAGGAGCUUCUAGUGCAAUAUUUGUGUAGGAAAGUUGCUGGUCAUCAAUUCUCUUUGCAAAUCAUUGGUGAAAUUGAUUUGUACAAGUUUGAUCCAUGGGUCCUACCAAGCAAAGCAAUUUUCGGUGAGAAAGAAUGGUACUUUUUUAGUCCCAGAGACCGCAAGUAUCCAAACGGGUCCCGACCCAAUCGUGUUGCAGGAUCCGGGUAUUGGAAAGCCACUGGUACCGAUAAAAUUAUCACCACAGAGGGGCGGAAAGUUGGUAUCAAGAAAGCUUUAGUGUUCUACGUCGGAAAAGCUCCAAAAGGGACCAAAACGAAUUGGAUCAUGCACGAGUACCGCCUUUUCGAAUCCUCUCGCAAAAAUGGAAGCUCUAAGCUUGAUGAUUGGGUUUUAUGUCGAAUUUAUAAGAAGAAUCCGGGUGCCCAAAAAUCCAUCUCAGGUGUUUCAAGCAAAGAACAUAGCAACAAUGGAUCUUCUUCUUCUUCGUCUUCUCAUCUCGAUGAUGUUUUGGACUCGUUGCCCGAGAUUGAUGACCACGUCUUUGCAUAUCCUGGCACCAACCCACUAAGAACAAUGCAACCCCUUGAAGAGAAAAUCAACUUCAACGGUCUGGGUUCUGGUAAUCUUGAUUGGGCGAGUCUUGCCGGGUAUAACUCGGUGCCUGAAAUCGUUCAGAGCGGGCAAACUCAGGCUCAAACUCGAGGGAUGGUGAAUUGCGUGAAUAACGGUAACGACCUGUAUGUCCCUUCGUUACCGGCGCAGAUAGGACACAUGGAUUCAAAGUUAGGCAACAACUCUGUUGAAGAGGAGGUUCAAAGCGGUGUAAGAAACUCGGGGUUAUUUCAACAAAAUUCGAGCCUAUUGACUCAGAACUUCUCUAACCCGAUUGACCCGUAUGGGUUUAAGUACUCGACCCAAGCGGGCAGUGGAUUUGGGUUUAGACAGAAUUAGAGCAGAAUGCAGAGGCGCAAAAUUCUUUUUUUUUUCUGUAGAGAAAAAUAAAGAGGAGUGCAUUUCUGUAAAUAUUUAGCAUUCUUUGGGGCUAGAAAACUUUUUGAGUUUAGAUUCCAAAAAGAUUAGGAGCUUUAUUGUCAAUUAGUUUUUUUAAUUACUAUUAUUAUUAAAUUUUUUU
This is a messenger RNA of Hevea brasiliensis (rubber tree), 1346 nucleotides long. RefSeq names its product NAC domain-containing protein 72. Gene Ontology annotation, biological process: regulation of DNA-templated transcription. Lineage: Eukaryota; Viridiplantae; Streptophyta; Magnoliopsida; Malpighiales; Euphorbiaceae. The record is from RefSeq and is a predicted model, not a curated record. The transcript is spliced from 3 exons. Bases 140 to 1165 code for a protein of 341 amino acids. Gene Ontology annotation, molecular function: DNA binding.